Molecule: messenger RNA, 1345 nt
Organism: Zingiber officinale
Lineage: Eukaryota; Viridiplantae; Streptophyta; Magnoliopsida; Zingiberales; Zingiberaceae
Product: KH domain-containing protein At1g09660/At1g09670-like
Exons: 7
Coding region: 176-1045 (289 amino acids)
Biological process (GO): regulation of mRNA splicing, via spliceosome
Cellular component (GO): nucleus
Molecular function (GO): mRNA binding
Source: RefSeq, a predicted model, not a curated record
GCAUCCAAGGCUCUCUUUCUGGGCACGUCUCUCCCUCUCCGAUCUCUACCUCGAUAGGGAGGAGGCGGAGGAGGAGGAGGAGGUGGUGGAGCAGCAGCAGCAGCAGCGUUCUUCAAAGUUGCCUCUUUUGGGUUUGCAAAAUUGCCUCUUUGAAAGGUAUCGGUGCGGAUUGAGCAUGGACGAGAGAAUCCCUUCUCCUGCUUACUUCCAGUACUCGCCUUCCGGUGUCCACUCAUCUCCUUCCCCGCACCACUCCAUCAGGUCGCCUGCGACUUCGGAAAGAGAGAGAUAUUUGACUGAAUUACUGGCUGAGAGGCAGAAAAUGAUACCAUUUAUGCAAGUCCUUCCCUUCUGCCAUAGGCUUUUAAACCUAGAAAUUAUGAGGGCUUCUGGUUUGGUGCCUAAUCAUUCUUUUGUUGAUUCUGAGAGAAUGGAUCAUGGUUCUCCACUAAGAUUAGGUGAACCAAUGGAUCUAGAGGGAUGGUCAGGAAUGCAGACAGAGGAAAAUGGGUACCUCAACAGAGUUGGGACUAUCCAAACAUCAAAUAUAGGCUGGAAUGGAAUUACUAGAGUUAACACAAGCCCAAUUGUGAAGAAAAUUGUGAGGCUAGAUGUCCCUGUCGACAAGUAUCCUAAUUACAACUUUGUUGGUCGCUUGUUGGGACCUCGAGGGAACUCCUUGAAAAGAGUUGAAGCUACAACUCAAUGCAGAGUAUAUAUCCGAGGUAGAGGCUCCGUGAAGGAUUUGGUGAAGGAGGAAAAGUUAAGAGAUAAACCUGGAUACGAGCACCUGAAUGAGCCAUUACAUGUUCUUGUAGAGGCCGAAUUCACGGCUGAUGUAGUCGACGGUCGUUUGGAUCAAGCUGUGACGAUACUGGAAGACCUCUUGAAGCCAGUGGAUGAGUCUGUGGACUACUACAAGAAGCAACAGCUGAGGGAAUUAGCCAUUCUGAACGGAACUCUCCGAGAAGAAAGCCCUCAAUUGAGCCCGAGCUUGUCUCCGUUCAAUAGCACGGGCAUGAAACGAGCCAAAACAGGACGGUGAUUGGCAAAUGUGCAAUAUGCUGCUCUGCCCAUUAGUAUUUAUCGAUGUCAGGGGAUCAUCGGAGAACCAUAUAAAAGCAUAAUGUUCGAUGGCUCCUUCCUAUGUGGUAUUGCCCGUUACUGAAACUGUUCGAUUAUUUAUUUAUUUGUAUAGAUAGACCUCCAUCGCCCCGAAUGCUAAGGUUAUGCGAGUUGAAUAAGUUGUUUGCUCGUCGAAUUUUAAUUGUUAUUUGUUGGCAUGUAACCUUGCACUGAUGUUCUUGUGGAUAAUGAAUAAUUUUAUUAGUGUGGAUUUGCUUCA